Saccostrea cuccullata (small rock oyster) is the source of this 633-nucleotide messenger RNA. RefSeq lists its product as uncharacterized. Gene Ontology annotation, biological process: proteolysis. The transcript has a single exon. Gene Ontology annotation, molecular function: nucleic acid binding; aspartic-type endopeptidase activity; zinc ion binding. The record is from RefSeq and is a predicted model, not a curated record. Bases 1 to 633 code for a protein of 210 amino acids. Lineage: Eukaryota; Metazoa; Mollusca; Bivalvia; Ostreida; Ostreidae.
AUGGAACUAAAAAAGUUAAUAGAGAGAAAAGUAGCAUUGACCAAAUCAUCACAAAGAUCACCAUCUCCUCAAAGAGGUUGUUAUAAGUGUGGUGAUACAAACCAUUUUCAGAGAAAUUGCCCCAGAUCACCAUCACGCUCACCAGAUAGAAAAGCUGACGCAUCAGUUGAGAAUGACGAUGAAAAAAAGAUGCUCAAAAUUGGAAAAGAGGAAGGGGGAUCAUCAAUCAGAGUCCCAGUUCAAAUUAACAGUCAUAAAACAAAAGCAGUUAUUGAUACUGGUGCAGAAAUUACAGUUCUAUCUCAAGACUUUGUUAAAAAAGUAGAUUUGAAUUAUUCUUGCUCUAACAAGGUCACACUUCUUAAUGCAGAAACUGGCAAUAAGAUGAUGGCAGUUAAUAAUGUCAGUGUACGCAUUAACUUGGGCAAGUCAACAACCAAUUGGAAAGUGUGCAUUGCUCCAAUCCGUGAUGAUGUUCUAAUUGGAAUGGAUUUAUUGAUGGCUGUCGAUGCUGUAGUCUUAGCAAGACAGGGGGAUUUAUUAGUUAAAGGGGAACUUGUCCUGGGGAAUACUAAUACAGUCAAACCUGUUUUAAGAGGCCACUUGUGGGAGAAUGACAAAUUGGCCACAUAA